CUUCACCUAGAGGCAUUCUUUACAGCAGCUAAAUAUUCUUUGAGUCCCUCUCUUCCUCUCUUCUCUCUCCCUCCCUCUCUUUUCUCUGUUUCAGAUAGUUACAAACAAAAGCAUAUUCCCAAACCUUCAGAACGAGUCUGUGGGAAACGCUACAAGAACCGCCCCGGGCUGAGCUAUCACUACGCACACUCCCACCUGGCAGACGAGGAGGGGGAGGAUCGAGAGGAUCCGGAGCCACGCGCCCCCAUCCGCCCCCGAUCCGAGGAGCAGAAAUCUAAAAAAGGGCCUGAUGGCUUGGCGCUGCCCAACAACUACUGCGACUUCUGUCUGGGAGACUCCAAAGUGAACCACAAGACGGGCCAGGCUGAGGGGCUGGUGUCCUGCUCGGACUGCGGCCGCUCAGGACACCCCUCCUGUCUCCAGUUCACUCCGGUCAUGAUGGCUGCGGUGAAAACCUAUCGCUGGCAGUGCAUUGAGUGCAAGUGCUGCAACAUCUGCGGCACCUCGGAGAACGAUGACAAGCUGCUGUUUUGUGAUGACUGUGAUCGUGGAUACCACAUGUACUGUCUACAGCCGGCCAUGUCAGAACCCCCUGAAGGAAGUUGGAGUUGUCAUCUGUGUCUGGAUUUAUUGAAAGACAAAGCGUCCAUAUACCAGAACCCUGAUGGCACUCCAUGAGACAACCGCCUCCUUCGAUCCUUUCCCACGGGCUCACGAGACAGACCCCACCCUACAGUAGAUACAUGGACCCCUCUCAACCCCCUCCCUCCCUCCCUCCCUCAAGACAGACCCCACCCUACAGUAGAUACAUGGACCCCUCUCAACCUCCUCCCUCCCUCCCUCAAGACAGACCCCACCCUACAGAAGAUACCUGGACCCCUCUCAACCCCCUCCCUCCCUCCCAGACCCCACCCUACAGAAGAUACCUGGACCCCUCUCAACCCCCUCCCUCCCUCCCUCGAGACAGACCCCACCCUACAGAAGAUACAUGGACCCCUCUCAACCCCCUCCCUCCCUCCCUCGAGACAGACCCCACCCUACAGAAGAUACAUGGACCCCUCUCAACCCCCUCCCUCCCUCCCUUGAGACAGACCCCACCCUACAGAAGAUACAUGGACCCCUCUCAACCCCCUCCCUCCC
Messenger RNA from Polyodon spathula (Mississippi paddlefish), 1140 nucleotides. Its product is annotated as zinc finger protein ubi-d4-like. The annotation marks the transcript as partial. Lineage: Eukaryota; Metazoa; Chordata; Actinopteri; Acipenseriformes; Polyodontidae. Gene Ontology annotation, cellular component: nBAF complex. Gene Ontology annotation, biological process: nervous system development. The transcript has 6 exons. The record is from RefSeq and is a predicted model, not a curated record.